UCGAUGCAGUUCUAGAAGGUUCAGGCACAAGUUUUAGCUUUGCUAUAUAAACACAGUGCUGCACUGCUAGAACCAUAGCUGUAUACACUUGUUGGUACUUAUUUUCAAAGACACUUCAAGAACUUUCCUGUUGUAACCGGAGUUGUGACGUGAUCAGGAACAUUAAAAAUGUCGAUGGUCAGACAUAUACCAGUGCGUUGGGAAUCAGAUUACUGGUCUAGGCCUUACAUGUUUCCCAACUCCACGCUUUCAUCCAGUUCAGGAUUUCCUUCUCAUCCUCCUCCAAGCUACCCUAUGCCAUUGUCACCAGUUUGGACCUCUUCUGGAUUAAAUGAAUCAACCUUCCCUUUGGAAAAUCCCAGUCGCAGAUGGAAUUUCCAGGAAGAUAGUAACCAGAUGUCUAACAUAAACCAGGAAAUGAAACGGAUGAGUACUGAAAUGAAUCGUAUGAUGCAAAAUAUGCAUAGUCAAUUUCCAGUACCAUCUACUGUAGAUGACUGGAGACUGACGGAAAACUUUCGCAUGGACAACCCUAUCAGGGAAGAUCAUGAUGGUGCUCGUAAAUUUCACCUGCAGUUUGAUGUCCGACAAUUUAAACCAGAGGAAAUUACUGUUAAAACAAAUGGAAACCAACUCACUGUGCAGGCAAAACACGAGGAAAAUGAUGGAGGGAAAAAUGUUCAUCGGGAAUAUUGUCGCCAGUAUGUCAUUCCCCGGGAAGUCAAUCCAGAACAUCUUAUUUCAAAGUUGAGCACUGGAGGUAUGCUGACGAUUGAGGCCCCUCUUCCUGCUCUGCAAGGACCACGGGACAAAAUGAUUCCCAUUGAGCACAAAAAGUAAACAUGUCAAGAUUGUGUCGAGUACAUUUUAAUUUCAGUGUUAAUGACUUAACAGUGCCACUGCAACUGAAUUCAUUAAUUUUCUUAUCAGCUUAUCAUUACAAAAUCAUAGUAUUUAUUAUUUAAGCUAAAUGUUGUCUCUGUUUACCUGGUAUAUUAUAGAUAGUGGAGUAUAAUGCAUUACUGUAUCAUCUUGUGGUUUUAAUUUGUGUCCAUUUAUUCAUUUACCAUUUUUGUGUUUUUAUAAUUUUUAGUACUGAAUUUAACUACUGAACAAAAACAUUGAAAUUAUAACAUUUCCAUUAGAUUAUAACCUUUUAAGUGUUCAAAAUAGGAAUGAUAGUGCAUUAUAUUGUAAGGAUAUAAUUGUUAAAAAUAUAUUUAUAUGAUGAUUUAAUUGCCAAAGAUAAAAAAUCCAGGUACAUUUAUGAUAAUUAAAUUGGUAUAGGGGGGGG
Ylistrum balloti is the source of this 1294-nucleotide messenger RNA. RefSeq names its product alpha-crystallin A chain-like. The transcript has a single exon. The record is from RefSeq and is a predicted model, not a curated record. Lineage: Eukaryota; Metazoa; Mollusca; Bivalvia; Pectinida; Pectinidae. Gene Ontology annotation, biological process: response to heat; protein refolding. Gene Ontology annotation, molecular function: protein folding chaperone. The coding region runs from base 169 to 840 and encodes 223 amino acids.